Molecule: messenger RNA, 1577 nt
Organism: Lepisosteus oculatus (spotted gar)
Lineage: Eukaryota; Metazoa; Chordata; Actinopteri; Semionotiformes; Lepisosteidae
Gene: txndc9
Product: thioredoxin domain containing 9
Biological process (GO): microtubule cytoskeleton organization
Cellular component (GO): cytoplasm
Source: RefSeq, a predicted model, not a curated record
CAGCAGCGAGUACUGGGGGCUUCAAAGCAAUCCGGGCGCUUUGUUAUGACGUCAGCGCCGGGCCUCCUGUGGAGAUCCAAACAGUCGUUGUGAAGCGCUGAGGUUUGUUCUAUCUAGCAGGGGUCAUGGCGGGCGGUCAGUCAAUGGACAUCAUAACCAAGGUUCUGGAGGACCAGAUCAUCCAGACGGCUAAAGUUGUGGAGGAGCAGCUGGACGCUGAGCUGGGGAAGCUGGAGAAGAUGGAUGAUGACGAGCUGGAGAAACUGAAGGAGAGGAGGCUGGAGGCGCUGAAGAAGGCCCAGAAGCAGAAGCAGGAGUGGCUCUCUAAGGGACAUGGCGAAUACAGAGAAAUCCCAAGUGAGAGAGAUUUUUUCCAAGAAGUAAAAGAAAGCAAGCAUGUGGUCUGCCAUUUCUACAAAGAUACUACCUUCAGAUGUAAAAUUUUGGACAAGCACUUGUCUUUACUGGCCAAGAAGCACUUGGAGACAAAGUUCAUUAAGUUAAAUGUGGAGAAGGCCCCUUUCCUCACUGAAAGACUGCGCAUCAAAGUGAUUCCAACACUGGCACUCGUGAAGGAUGGGAAAACCAAGGAUUACAUUGUCGGCUUUGCUGAUCUAGGCAACACAGAUGAAUUUACAACAGAGACACUAGAAUGGCGCCUGGGGUGCUCUGAGGUCAUUAACUACAGUGGGGAUUUGGUGCAGCCACUGAUGCAGGGACAGAAGCCUGGGUCAAAGGUCACUAAGCUGGACAAGAAGACGAUCCGGGGGAAAGGCUACGACUCGGGUUCCGACGACGACUAGAGUACAGCUCUCUCGCCUCCUCAUUUAAUCUCAUGUGUUCUGAAUUAACUGACUUUAGAUUUAUUGCCCCUAAUGUAAUUCAUCUUAUAUAUCAAAGUUUAUAAACAUAUACAACAGGAUUACAAUGCAACAACAGCACAGUAUUAGAAUACACAACAACAUUCCACAACAUCUCUCAAUCAGAACUCUUCCAGGACCAAUAGAAAAAAACCAUACAAUUAUCUUAAGGGUCUAAACACAAUAAUAAGAUCCCUAACAGCAAACACUUUUUUCAUUUGUCAACAACUGAAUGCUUUUAGGUAUAAAGGAUGUAGAUGCUCUCUUAGUGUUUUGUACAGGAAAUCUGGUACCUCCUCCAGAAGAAGGUAGGAUAGUAUAUUCUAAAAAGAGUGGAUGAGGGGGGGUCAUCUAAGAUUUGAUGUCCAAGAUUAAUAUGUUGCUCUGUUAGACAUGUUAUUAUAAAGAUGCACUGGUAACACUUAUUUAUGUUCUGCAAAUACUAAAUACCUCCCCAGCUCUGCAAUUCCCAUUAUAUUUUCUAGUUGAGAAAUUUCUGGGGCAAUAAUGACCAGGUAGUAAUGUGUUGGCAGCUUAUGAAACUGAUUGAUUUUCUGUGUGAACUCUUACUUUUUUCCUUUUAGUCUCAUCUGCCAUGACAUAUGCUUAGAGUGAGCCCUAAAAAUGUUAUUUUUCCCAAUAUUGCAAGUGUAAGGUACUGUCACAUAGAAUCAUGUUAGUAAUGUGGAGACAAGUUGGUGUUAUAGUUAGAUUAAA